Molecule: messenger RNA, 1874 nt
Organism: Anthonomus grandis grandis
Lineage: Eukaryota; Metazoa; Arthropoda; Insecta; Coleoptera; Curculionidae
Product: beta-1,4-glucuronyltransferase 1
Exons: 8
Coding region: 382-1767 (461 amino acids)
Molecular function (GO): glucuronosyltransferase activity
Source: RefSeq, a predicted model, not a curated record
CUUCUGAAGGGAAGUUCAGACUACAAAUGGGGUUGAAGUUUUCAUGCAUGUUCUUGAAACUUUUUUGCUGAUGAAAGUUUUUAAUUUAACCUGAAAUUUUUGGCCUGUAAAUGAUCGUUUCCUCCAUUAAAAAGAGAUGCACCUAGAGAAAAGUAUGUCCCAAAAAUUCGCUCGAUAAACUAGUGAUACCCCAGAUAAAAGCAAAGAAACUCACCAGUAUUUUCGGGACAAAACCGAUGCCAAAAUAGCAAUUAUAAGGAUAAUUAAUGAGUGAACCGUAAAGGAAAUAGUGUUGCCAAAAAAAAAUGUGUUUUAUGUCAAAAGUGUUCGAAUUAAACAGUUUUAGAAGGAGGUGAAAGUGUUUUGCUUGAGUGGCUUUUGAUGAAGACACUGAUGUUUCAGAGCAAAUGGCGUGUAUGGAAAAUCAGCAUCCUAAUUUUAAUCUUACUGACAGCUUACAAUGUCUUUUUAACAAUCAAACUGAUGACCACCACAACCGAUUGUCCAGAAUCUCAAGAAAACAUUUUAGACAGCAUCAAGUUCAGGCAACCUGAGUGUGGAGAGGAUCAGCAACCGGACCAGGAUCCAUUUGAACCGGACGAGCCUCGGAUAGGCUCAGAACACCAGGAUCAACUUGUAGAGAAGUAUCAGUUAAACCUUAACCUAAAACUGGGUAGAUCAGACAAUAGAAUAGCAUACACUCUAUUUGAUCAUGUGAUAGUCGGUGAUAAGUUCGUGCAGCUCAGUGAUACGUUCAGGACUUGUUUGGCAACUCAAAGUUCGCUGGAUAAAAUUGUUUCUUUGGUAGAAAGCAGCUUGCACUGGGCUGGUCCGAUCUCGUUGGCAGUAUUUGCUGGCAGUGAGAAGGAACUCAAUCAUAUCCUACUGUUUAUAUUGUAUUUAAGAAAAUGUAACUCGAGGAUAAAGGACAAAGUGUCCUUUCACAUCGCAAUCCUAAAAGGAAAUGGACCAAAACGAUUUAGUAUAGAUGAAGAGAGAUUGGGGAGGUUGAGUUGUAUGAAUCCGAUGGCGAAUAUGCACCAGCUGAUGAUGGAAAUUAAUAAUAAUAGGAUGAUGGGUCCGUGGAGACACAAACUACCAUAUCCACAAAACCUCUUACGUAAUCUAGCAAGAAAAAAUUGCCAUACAAAGUACAUAUUCCUCACAGACGUAGAUGUAAUACCUGUCAAAGGAAUGGCUGAAGGUUUAAACGAAUUCUUAGCCGAAGAUAAAUGCAGGGGAAAAUGCGCUUACGUGGUGCCAACUUACGAAGUGGACGAGCGCGUGCUAUUUCCAGAAAACAAGACUGAACUGAUCCGGAUGGCGAGCAAAGGUCUCGCCCGACCAUUUCACCAUAAGGUUUUUAUUUACAAUCAGUACGCCACCAAUUUUAGUAGGUGGCAAAACUUUAAAGAUCCCGAUAGGACGAUUAGGGUGAGCCACCCUGUGACUAAUUUUGAGUUCCUAUAUGAGCCCUUUUAUAUUGCGACAGAUGACGUGCCGCCCCACGAUGAGCGGUUUGUCGGUUAUGGAUACACGAGGAAUACUCAGGUAUACGAGAUGUUUGUAUCAGGAUACGAAUUCCAGGUGCUCUCGCCAAUCUUCAGCUGCCAUUGGGGUCUGCAGGUGAAGAAAAACCGCCCCCCGUGGCGUGAACACCAAAACAACCAAAAUCGGAAACUCUUCGACCAGUUCAAGAAGGAAAUCUUCGCCAAAUAUAACAAAGAUCCCUUGCACAUGAUGGUAUCCAAGAAUAAUAAAAAUUGAUUUUCUCCUUCUACUGUAAUAUAGACACACCUCUGUUUAGUUUUAUUUUUUUAUAUAUAGUCGGUUAUUUAUUUAUUUUUUAAUAAAACGUUUUUUAUGGCCUCCCA